Messenger RNA from Corythoichthys intestinalis (scribbled pipefish), 3668 nucleotides. RefSeq names its product asparagine synthetase domain containing 1 (gene asnsd1). The transcript has 3 exons. The coding region runs from base 1 to 1806 and encodes 601 amino acids. Lineage: Eukaryota; Metazoa; Chordata; Actinopteri; Syngnathiformes; Syngnathidae. The record is from RefSeq and is a predicted model, not a curated record. Gene Ontology annotation, molecular function: asparagine synthase (glutamine-hydrolyzing) activity.
AUGUGUGGCAUCUUUUGCAUUGUGUGUCCAGAGUUUGGUUCCUUAACGAGGGACAACGCAGUGUGUGAACAUUUGAAAAGAAGAGGGCCAGACUCAAGCGUUGAUUUAAUCCUCUCAGGCUCCAAUCGUCCAUAUUGCUGUUUGUUCUUAGCCCAUGUUCUCCACAUGAGAGGUCUCCUCACCCCACAGCCAGUCCAAGACCAUGCCGGAAACCUCCUGCUCUGGAACGGGGAGGUAUUCGGAGGUCUAGAAGUUCGUCCAGCUGAGAAUGACACAUCCGUUGUCCUGAGGCAUUUGUCUUCUUGCAGCGAACAGUCUGACAUUUUGUCUGUCCUGUCCACCAUAAGAGGUCCCUGGGGUUUUGUGUAUUACCAGAAGAGCCAAGACUGCCUCUGGUUUGGUAGAGAUUACUUUGGGAGAAGAAGUUUGCUGUGGAAGUAUGACCAACAACUAAAGGCCUUGACACUCAGCUCUGUAGGAACCAGCCCUUGUGGACCUGGUCAAUUUGACUGUAGUUCUUCUGAACCUGGUUCAUGUGCAUGGCAUGAGGUCCCAGCCAUCGGCGUGUACAGAAUUGACCUCAAGUCAGUUGUAGAAUCCGAAUCACCAACAAUAGAACUUUAUCCAUGGUCUCAUGUUGGAGAUAAUAUAGUCUCUACCACCGUGGAGACUACCCAGCAUACAGGCCCGGGCAGCUGCAUCAUACUGAAAAAGCCCGUAGACCUGCUCAGAUCACCUGUUUGUCCUCUGAAUACGACACUGUAUGAGCCCCAAUCGAAUCCAGAAUUUGGCAUUGAUGAUCUGGAAGAGCUUCUGGACAAAAUGAAAAAUGAAGCGGUGAACGGUCUAAUCGAUGUCCUCAGUGAGGCUGUCAGGAGACGUGUCCAGUCUUUACCUGUUAAACCACAGGCCUGUAAUCAAUCGAGUGUCGCCAUCCUCUUCUCAGGCGGAAUUGAUUCCAUGAUUCUGGCUGUAUUGGCUCACAGACACAUUCCCAGUUGUCAAUCGAUAGACCUUCUCAAUGUGGCUUUUCAAUGCAAGGAGACUCUGAAAGAGACAUCCAAAAGACAAAAACCCAGUCAGAGUAAGUCUGAACCUGGAACUUAUAACAAAUUUGAUGUGCCAGACAGAAUCACCGGCAAAUCUGGCCUUAAGGAACUACGAGGCUUAGCUCCAGAGAGGAAAUGGAACUUUGUAGAAGUGGAUGUAACACGAGAGGAGCUCCAACAAAUGAGGCAUGAACGCAUCAGUCACUUAGUACAUCCACUAAACACUGUAUUGGACGACAGUAUUGGGUGCGCAGUGUGGUUCGCAGCCAGGGCCAAAGGGUUCCUAGCCCAGGACCAGAACCAGAGCAGCUUCACGUCUUCAGCCAAGGUUAUUCUAACUGGUAUCGGAGCAGAUGAGCAGCUAGCGGGCUACGCAAGACAUAGAGUGAGGUUCAAGACAUCUGGACAUGAGGGACUGGUCCAGGAAAUAGCCAUGGAGCUUGGCAGGAUCUCCUCCAGGAACUUGGGCAGAGAUGACAGGGUGAUUGCAGACCACGGGAAAGAGGCCAGGUUCCCAUACUUGGAUGAGAGCGUGGUGAGCUACCUGAACUCUUUGCCCAUGUGCGACAAGGCUGACCUGACGCUCCCGCGGGGCGUUGGCGAGAAACUGCUGCUGAGGCUGGCCGCCCGCCACCUGGGCCUUGGGGCAUCCGCCGUCCUGCCCAAGAGGGCCAUGCAGUUUGGUUCGCGCAUCGCCAAGAUGGAGAAUGGCCGCGAGAAGGCGUCGGACCAGUGCGGGAGGCUACUUGGCAUGUAGGAGAAAAGAAUCCCCGUUUAUAAUUCUUUAAUUGUCUUUUGAUUACAUUAUUCAAUUAAAUAAAGAAUUAUGCGCCUUUUGCUUCCUCUACACCAUGUACGAGUUCAUGUCUUGGAGUUUUUCUUUAAAAUACUGGUCACAGUCUAUGUAAGACUGCAAGUUUCCCACGUCGAAACGGCCGCCAAUCUCGUACACAUACACAGGUUGUCUGUAAUGAAAAUGUCAAUAUAUUGUCAAUAUCAUCUGAAAGCAAUAUUAUUCAUCGAAAUAAAACAUUUAAUUUCUAUUGUAGGUACCAUAUUAAAUCUACAAAAUGCCCCUGUAGAAGGUAGUGUGGAAAUCAAAGCAAUUGUGUUGAUACAUUUGUUGUUUUACCGUGGAAUGAGCCAAGACACAAAGUUUCCAGGGGCGUCUUUUUCCUGCAUAGGAGCAUCCUGGCGUGGUUGAAAUAUUGAUUCAAAUGAUACAGUAUUGUUGAAAGAGCAGUGCAGAUGAUUACCAUUACUUUUUUGUCUUGGAGGAAGUUGUCCAAUUGAGGGAGACUUUUCUUGGACAACACGUAGAAACAAGGACACUGAAGGGGGGGCAAAAAAAAAAAUUCAAAACAAGUGGUGCAAUUUACGGAGUCCGUAACCGGACAUGGGAAAAAAAGGAAAAAAUGGAGAGGGGAAAAAACAAACAAAAAAACAGGUGCCCUGGGGGUUAAGACACGGAAGUAAAAAAAAAAGUUUGCAUCAAAGCAAAAAAAGGAACAACAUUAGACUAAUCAAAGAAGAGAUUUGUGUACGACGCCCUCUAGUGGUUGCUCGGAUUAGUCCUUUUAUAAAUCUGAAAUUUGGGUGCAAAAACUGAGGCAUGGAGUAUUUAGAAUCCCGCAUUUGAGCAGAUUUGGACUAACGCAGGUUUGCACCAAAAAAAGAAAAUGUUAUAAUGAAAGCCAUAUGAUGUUCAACAUUUUUACUUGAGUGCUAAAUGAGGUUGCAGGAAUAAAGUCAUAUAAAUGUACUCAUGUCGAUUUUGAUUGUUUUUUUUCUUAAGUGAUACUGUAUUCAAAUAUCGCAAUAAUCGUCUCCAAUUGUAGUAUUGGGAUUAAUCGGGAUCUAAUCACAUCGUGACCUGUGAAUCGUGAUACGACUCGUAUCGCCAGAUGUGAGGCAAUACACACACCUGGUUGCCAUUGUUUAUUUGAGCUGCAACUACACAAGGCACAUUUAAUACCGUAUUGGCCCGAAUAUAAGACGGUGUUUUUUUGCAUUGAAAUAAGACUGAAAAAGUGAGACUCGUCUUAUAUUCGGGGUCCAGACAUUACACCCAUUCACGACGCUAGAUGGCGCCAGAUAUCAUUGAAGCGAAUGCUGAACUUAAGGAUUAAUGUUCUUGUCAUGACAGAUCUCAGCUACUCUUAAGUUUAACCAGUUUGCAUUAUUUUAUUGCAAUGUUUUUCCUUAUUCAGAUUUGUUUCAAGACUACAGUUACAGUUAGAGCUCACUUUGAUAGUUAAUGCAGUUAUUGCAAUUUUGUUGUUUUAUCACAAUAGAUUGGUUUAUUUACAUUUCUAAAAACCAGAAGCCAUUUAUUUACGAAUGUGAUUGCACUUUAGUUUACGUAUUUAAAUGUUCAGAUAUUAAGAUUUGAAUGAGGCAAAAUAACAUGCUUUUUCUCUCAAAUAUAUUGUUAUAAUCAUUUGUUUCAGAUGUAAUUAUUUUCUGUAUAAAAAUUAAUUUGGUGUUCAAAAAUGUUUUUUUACCAAACUUGAGUUUUGAAAAAGAGGGGGUCGUCUUACAAUCAGGGGGGUCUUAUAUUCGGGCCAAUACGGUAAUAGUCUGUCUUCUUUUUCUUCUUCCAUGUCCCCUUAGGAUCCC